GCCAUAUAAGGAUUGUUCAGGGGGCGGGGCCUGCAGCGCCGCGGCUCAGGCCGUGCGGUGCGGAGCGGACGCAGCCGCCGCUGCCAAGCGGCCCCCGCGGCCCUAGUGCCCGCCCGCCGGACCCCGCCGCCGCCCCAGCCCAGAUCUGCACAAGAUCCAAGAUCCGGGACCAUGGCAUCCAUCCCGUCGAGCGGCUCGCUCAUGGCCACACACAACUACUACAGAAGGCGCCUGAGCUCCACAUCCAGCAACAGCUCCUGCAGCAGCUCUGAGUACUCAGGGGAGGUCAUCCCCCACCCCCCAGGUCUGCCCAAAUCUGAUCCCGGUCACUGGUGGGCCAGCUUCUUCUUUGGGAAGGUGACUCACCCAGCCAUGACAACCGUGUCGGAGUCCCCAGAGAGCCUGGGAGCACUGCGGGUGACAACAGGACCGGUGGCUUGUGGCCUGGGGCCAGCCCCAGAAGCAGGACGGAGGCGCCACAUGAGUGAGCCCAGCUCCGGACCCUCGGCGUGAGCGGGUCGGUGCUGGGUGCUGCCCCCACACCGGCGGGCACAUCCCCUUUCCCCCCAUAGAGUAGGAUGGCUUCUGCAAGGCAAAGGUGCUGCUUUGUGAUGGUAAAACGCAACAACCCCCCGAGGAUUCCCACACCAGCCUUUCUACUCCUCAACAUGAUGCCCUUUCCCACACAGAUGUGGUAACUUGUUUUACUUACCUUGCACUCACACAAUGGCAACUAAUAAACUUGAGCAGCCUUUUAAA
Molecule: messenger RNA, 759 nt
Organism: Pezoporus flaviventris
Lineage: Eukaryota; Metazoa; Chordata; Aves; Psittaciformes; Psittacidae
Gene: PPDPF
Product: pancreatic progenitor cell differentiation and proliferation factor
Exons: 5
Coding region: 172-513 (113 amino acids)
Biological process (GO): multicellular organism development; cell differentiation
Source: RefSeq, a predicted model, not a curated record